UCGGUCCGCGGUCGUUCGUUGUUGCGUUUUGCUUCGCCGUCUGGCGCCUGGCUCGCUCGCGGAGGACGUUUGAUUACAGUUGUGUUUAUAAUAAAUGGCUUUCAUCUGUUUAUAAGAUAUUGAAUUUGUUACGAUUUGUAAUAACUAGUCAAUGUAACUAUGUCGGUGUUUAUGAACUUAAUUUAUACGAUUUACAUGUAUUAGUGCAACAGGCGAUUGUAAGUCGCAAAGGGUUCGUGUAAACAGAGAACGUUGUAAUUACAAUAUGCCUACAGACUCGGAAUGCGAAUGCGACCUGGUGUCGAAGGAGUGGUUACUGGCGAAGUUGCGCUCCGACGAAAGGGAUACUGUUCUGAUAGAUUGUCGCGGUUCGAACGAGUAUUCAAUAUCUCACAUCCGUUCCGCAGUGAAUUUCUCGAUACCCAGUAUAAUGCUGCGGCGGUUGGCAGCGGGCAAGAUCGAGCUCGUGUCCACAGUGCAGUGUAAAGAGCUUAAGGCGAGGAUUGCGCAUUGCCGUACGCGGGGCAUAUUCGUGUUGUAUGGUGAUGGAGUUCCUCGGGACCCGGACUCGGUGCAUGGGAUCCUGCUUCGGAGGCUCAAGCAAGAUGGCGUGCAGGUCGUCUGCCUUGAAGGUGACUUCGCGGAGUUCCGGCGAUCAUACCCCGAGUGGUGCAGCGAGGCGGGGGCACAGCACGUGCCGCAUCUACCGCUCAUGGGACUACGGUCGCUCCGCAUCUCUGGGUCUGGGUGUGAGGAGGCGCUGUCGUCGGGCUCGUCGUCAGAGUGCGAGGAUGCGCACGCGCACGUGCCGCAGGACUUCCCCAUCGAAAUCCUGCCCAACCUGUACCUCGGGAACUCCACCAACAGCGAGGACUGCGACGCGCUCGCCAGGCACAAUAUAAAGUAUGUGCUGAAUGUGACCCCGGACCUGCCUAACACGUUUGAAGCAGAAGGUUGCGGCAUCAACUACUUGAAGAUACCCAUCGCUGACCACUGGAGUCAGAACCUCGCUGUGCACUUUCCACAGGCCAUAAGAUUUAUUGAGGAGGCGAUGUCGGCGCGGUGCGGCGUGCUGGUGCACUGCGUGGCGGGCGUGUCGCGCUCCGUGACCGUGACGCUGGCCUACCUCAUGCAGCGCCACCGCCUGUGCCUGCGCGACGCCUUCGAGCUGGUGCGCUCGCGCAAGACGGACAUCGCGCCCAACUUCCACUUCAUGCGGCAGCUGCACUCGUUCGAGCGCGACCUGGGCCUGCACGAGCACAGCGCCAGUCUGAGUAAGGUGCUGGCGGCGCUGGGCGUGCGUGAGGCGGCGGCCGAGGCGGCGCCCGCCGACUGCGGCUGCGCGCCGCCCGCCGGCGUGUCGCCCGACUCCGGCAUCGAGUUCGACCGCUGGAGCGCCGCCCGGGACACGCCGCAAUGACAGUUCUUCACGCCGCCGCAGCCCCCGCCGCAGUCGCCGCAGCCGCAGCCGCCGGCCUGAGCUGCCCCGCGCGGCCGCCUGCCCGGCUGUACACCCGGCUACCGGCCCGGCUGCCCGCCCGGCUACCGGCCCGGCUGCCCGCCCGGCUGUAUGCCCGGCUGUCUGUCUGCGUUUCGCCGCGGCUAGUCGCGACGCACCGUCGGCUGUGGUUUUAUUUUUUAGUCGUAAGUGAGUCGGAUUAUAGUAUAAAUACACUUUAUACGUAUUUGUUAAGUCAAUUUUAUAAGUUCCACAUAUAUAUGAAUGUACGACUUGAGAUGCAUUCCCGAGUAAUCUUCCGUAGAGUUGUUCGUUAUAUGUCAGUGAGAAGACUGUGCGCGCAUUGUAAUGAAUUACUUUUAUUGGUUUAAAAAUUAGAAAUCGUUGAAUGCGUUGUGUUGUCCAUUAAAUGUUUUUAACCUCUGUGAGGGUAAGCCGAGCGCGCGCCGGCGGCUGCGGCUCCGGCGUCGCUGCCAUCAGUCUACAAAAAUACAUACUUAUACAGUAACAAGGUAUUAUUUACUAAGAUUGGAUUUAUGAUUGUUCAGUUCAUAAUUUUACAUUAAGUCCAUUUUUCUUAGAAAAUUAUAAUGACACGGGGCUUCUGAUAAUUCUUCCAUUGUUGUUGAUAUAUGUAUAUUGUAUUGUAUGAGAGUGAGUGCGCGAACGUGCGUGUGAUAUUAUUGUAUAGUCGUAACUAUUGGUCGUAUAAAUACUAUAUUUACAAGUUUGAUCGUAACACUCUCCGAGCACCGCCGCGCGCCGCCGCGAGCGUCGCUUAUCAGUUUCCAUGAUUGUAUGUUGAAUAAAUAUUUUAUACGAAAAAAAUAUAGAAUGGAUGGACUAUUUGAAUUUAUUUUUAUAUUUGUUUACUACAAUCCGUCUUAGAGUUAGCAGCAAAACAAUAGAGUAAUACCAUGUUAUAAGAAGUGGUCAGGUACAAUAAGUGUGGAAUCUAUUUAUGUAAAUUCACACCUACUGCGUAACAGUUCGAUUGGUAAGCUCUUGAUAUGACUAUUUUUAUAUGGAUUAUAAAUAAACAGUGUAUGUACUCUAGCUAGAUAGAAUGUGCCGUAACUAUCAAUAACGGCGCUGUUAAGCUCAGCUCGCUGCCCACACGUACCCUUUGUAUUGCAUACAUGUUACGUGCUUCAUUAGCCCUAUAUGCGUCCUAUAACUAAUCAGUUAUUAAUAUCGAUUGAAUAAACAAGAUUGUUUAUUUGGAAAAAAAGUGUUAUCAAUUUGUAUACCUUAAUAAAGAGAGGUAUUGAAUUGUAUACUUUACAGAAACUUAAAUGUUACGUCAAGAGUAUGGAUUCGUCAUCUAUUCGUGGCGUAGUUUUGUGUAUGUGGGUUGCUAUUUGUGUUAAAUUUUCACAACUGUAAUUUCCGAAAAAUUGGUUGAAAUGUCGUGAUUUAUAGCUGGACAUAGACAAAUUGUAUACUUAACAACAGUUUUUUCACAUGACGCUUCAUAUAAUCGAAUAAGUUGGGCAGUGGGCCAGCGAGCUUGUUCUGUAACUGCAGCAAACAGAUCCUCCGCCUCGUAGCUGGGCAAAGACAGUAAAUACGUGAUAUUUUAAUUUUACUAUAUCGAUGUUUCCAUUGGCAUUUAUCAUUUACUGACUUGAACUAUAAUUAUAUAUUUUUCUAUACGUUACGUAGUUUCAUGAGUUUUAAUAUUUAGUAUGUAAAUAAAAGGCAAGCUUUAAUAUUAAGUAUAUGUUAAUUAUGAUUAUGAGAAUGUAGAAAAAUUGUUACAAUGUAAAUUUGUUAUAGAUUAAGACUUAAUUGAGAUUCUGCUUCCUUAACAUUGAAUGCCAAUUUAUUACAUAGGUUUGGUCGCGAAACCAAACAGUUAGCGAACAUAUUUGUUACAUAUUUUUGUAACUUUAACGUCGAGAUCUAUUAUUUUUAAACUCUAAAUCUUCCACAUUAUAUAACUUUAUAGUUAUCUAUCAACACUACAAGUUUUAGCGAAGUUGUAAUUUUAAGUCACAAUUCAAAAAGAGUAACGUGGAAGGUUAUGCCAAAGUUCACCGUCAUUUAAAAUUACGUCACCCAAAAUAAAGAAUGUUAAUGUCCACCGCUACUAACUAAAACGUCGGUAUUUUAAGUUAAGAACUAUAAGUUUAAUCGUUUGGUACAAACCGCCUUUACAUUCUGAAUGUUUCUAAUUGCACUAUAUAUUGUAAAGUUUUAUAUUUCUAGGUAUAAUGUAAUAUUAUUGUAGUGCACAAACUAAUGUCUGGUCCGUGUCGAAGAUGCCAAGGGUGGAUCGAUCUAGACAGAAUCAUAAACCUAAUUAUGUAUAUAAUAUUGAAACCCUUCUGUUAUGAUAUGAAACUCAUGUUAACUGAUGAUGUUGAUAAUGUUUUAGAAAUCUUUUAGUGCUUUUUCCUAAAGGUACCUAAAGCCACAAGGCACACGUAAUAUUAACCUCAAAACAAAUAUAAACACUGUUAAUCUAUUA
Messenger RNA from Trichoplusia ni (cabbage looper), 3932 nucleotides. Its product is annotated as dual specificity protein phosphatase Mpk3-like. The record is from RefSeq and is a predicted model, not a curated record. The coding region runs from base 266 to 1420 and encodes 384 amino acids. Lineage: Eukaryota; Metazoa; Arthropoda; Insecta; Lepidoptera; Noctuidae. Gene Ontology annotation, molecular function: MAP kinase tyrosine/serine/threonine phosphatase activity; protein tyrosine/threonine phosphatase activity. Gene Ontology annotation, cellular component: cytosol; cytoplasm. Gene Ontology annotation, biological process: negative regulation of MAPK cascade; protein dephosphorylation. The transcript is spliced from 6 exons.